Messenger RNA from Anisakis simplex (herring worm), 339 nucleotides. The record is from the annotation of a GenBank genome assembly. Lineage: Eukaryota; Metazoa; Nematoda; Chromadorea; Rhabditida; Anisakidae.
UAUUUGAAGCAGAACCCAGACAAUAAAGCGAAGUAUCCGAAGAUGAAAAAUGUGAACGUUGAUACUGUGGAUGUUGCCACAAGUGAUCCGGGAUUUGAGGCUGUUGCUGCAGCCUAUUUGAAAGUAUUCGAUGAUGUUAUAACGGCUGUUGAAGAGAAACCGGCCGACGUGUCAGACGCAUGUUCGAGGCUGAAUUCAGUGGGUAAAAUGCAUCGAAGCAAGGUGAGUGAGUGCGCUGAGUCCUCGUUCGGCAUUUAUCGUAGUAGAUGUAUGCAAGAUGCCCUUUCAAUGAAAAACAUUUCAUUUCGUACAAAUGAGAGAAGACAUCAUCCUGCGUAA